AUGGCUUAUGACUGGACAUCCUCUCCCGUUGCCUUUAUAUUAAUCGCCAUUAUGAUGGCAGCAGUAAGCCAUGGUGCUCGUUCUAGGGAACUUGGUGAAGGGAAAGCGAUAACAAGAAAUCUGCUUUAUAAUGGUCUUGGUCACACUCCUCAAAUGGGAUGGAACAGCUAUAAUCAUUUCCCCUGCAAGGCAAUGAAUAACUCAAUUUCUUAUGCAGCUGAUGCUAUGGUUUCUAGUGGACUGUCAGCCCCUGGAUAUGAGUAUAUUAAUCUAGAUGAUUGUUGGGCUGAAUUGAAUAGAGACUCACAAGGCAACUUAGUACCAAAAGCUUCUCUCUUUCCCUCUGGGAUGAAGGCUCUGGCAGAUUACAUCCACAGCAAGGGGCUUAAGAUUGGGAUUUAUGCUGAUGCUGGGACUUUAACGUGCAGCAAGACAAUGCCAGGGUCUCUUGGUCAUGAGCAACAGGACGCUAACACCUGUGCUUCUUGGGUAUGCUCUAACAAUUGCUGCAUAUUUAGAAGCUAUGCCUCCUCCUUCGAUAUUACUUAUAUAACAGAUGAACUGGGGGUUCAAGGGAAGAAGGUUAGGAAGAUUGGUGUUCUGGAGGUGUGGGCUGGUCCUUUAGGUAAGAACAGAGUUGCAGUGAUCUUAUUAAACAGAGGAUAUUCAAGUGCUACCGUAAGUGCAAGAUGGAAUGACGUUGGGCUCAACUCUUCUACAGCUGGUGAUGCUCGAGACUCAUGGGCGCAUGCAACUAGGCAAUCUGUCAAAAAUCAAAUCAAGGCAACUCUGGUAUCCUAUGCUUGCAAGAUGUAUGUGCUCACACAACAUUAG
This is a messenger RNA of Theobroma umbraticum, 834 nucleotides long. Lineage: Eukaryota; Viridiplantae; Streptophyta; Magnoliopsida; Malvales; Malvaceae. The record is from RefSeq and is a predicted model, not a curated record.